This is a messenger RNA of Lathyrus oleraceus (garden pea), 1090 nucleotides long. RefSeq names its product protein MAINTENANCE OF MERISTEMS. The record is from RefSeq and is a predicted model, not a curated record. The transcript has 2 exons. Lineage: Eukaryota; Viridiplantae; Streptophyta; Magnoliopsida; Fabales; Fabaceae. Gene Ontology annotation, biological process: meristem maintenance; meristem development. The coding region runs from base 369 to 659 and encodes 96 amino acids.
GUUUAGCUUCACUACAGAGAACGAGUCUGAACAAGAUAGACACAAAUCUUGUCUCUGCAUUUGUGGAAAGAUGGCAUCUAGAGACAUCUUCAUUUCACAUGCCGUUUGGUGAAAUGAGCAUUACUUUAGAUGAUGUCGCAUGUCUACUUCACUUGCCCAUUAGGGGUAUCUUUUGGAGUCCUCAGGAUGUGACUGAAGAGCUAGCUGUUGAACUUGCUGUUGACUACCUAGGAGUGUCACAGGGUCAGGCACAGUCACAUGUUCGGAGCUGCAGGGGGUCGUAUUACAAGUUGGAGUGGUUAUAUGAUAUAUUCGUACAUCAUAGGGCUGCUUCCAGCUAGGCAUAUGCGACUAGAGCAUAUCUAUUGAUGUUGGUGGGUUCCACCAUAUUUGCUGAUAAGACCUUUACACUUGUAGAGGCACGAUACCUCCUCCUGUUUAGGGACUUGGAUGGAUGUUCAGGAUAUAGUUGGGGAGCAGCUGCACUAGUUACCCUCUACCGAUAUCUUGGAGAUGCGUCCAUGUACAGUUGCAAACAGCUAGGUGGAUAUCCUACUCUCCUACAGUGUUGGAUUCACGAGUAUUUUCCAACUGUUGGAAAAAGAGGGGAGAAUUGGAAUCCUGCUGGAAACUGUGGUCUUCCCCGAGCGAUGAGAUGAUCGUAUAGACAGGGAGUCCUGAAGGUCGAUGAUUUACGACCUAUUUUGGACGAGCUGACACCUACCGACGUCAUCUGGCGACCAUUUGAGGAUCAUAGAGCAUGGCGUGUAUUUGAUGAGAUAUGUCUUUACAGGGGCUGUUUGAAGUGGGGUGAAACAGUUGUUCCAUACUUGCCUGAUAGAUGUUUACGUCAGUUCGGGUAUAGGCAGUAUGUUCCAUCCCCACCUCUGGAUUGUAUGAUGGCGACGGAUAUUGAUGUUGAUUGGAUCAGUUACCAUCAGAGUGUUGUCGAUGUGAUCGGUUCAUCUUCCGUGGCCACCACUCCAUCUGAGGUAGUAGACGGUUAUCUGGAGUGGUAUUAUCGUGUUUCCCAUCCACGGUUGGUCCCUCCCCAUCGUGACGCUCCUAGAGAGGUACCCGUUCCUGUAUA